UUGACUGUCAUAAUGGACUGGUUGAUGGGAAAGGCGAGAGGUGUCAGUAAAGGUUUGGUCAAUACAAACAGCAGCACUUUGCCGGUAGUCUCUGAUUCUGUUGUUCAGAGUAGUCCUACCUCACCUGGCACAGUUGCUAUUUUAUCAGGAAAUGUGGAAGGCGAUGUGAAAGGUGUCUCACCAACCAGCUGUGAGCCGUUUAUUCCUAACGGCUCUCGCAGUGUAUCCCCUGUUUGUAGCCCCACAGCCCCAGCGUUCGUAUCCACGAGUGCCACAAGUUCGGGUUCCAUCUUUGGACAGCGAAGUUUAAUUUUGGGAAAGGGGCCUUCUAGCUCCAAAUCUGCCCCAACUAGCCCUGAAACUGGGGCUUCCGAUUGUCCACUCUUCAUGCAAGAAAAAUAUGUAAUGCAACAACUUACCGGUUCCAACCCCUCAAAAUAUGUAGACUUUCGUGACCUUGUGGAGCCUUUUCCGGCAAUGGACCAGAAUGAGUGGCUGGCUGCCCAUACAAUCGCUUUGUUUGAUAAUAUGAGUACAGUUUUUGAUGCGGUUCACGAGCUUUGUACAUGCAGUCAGUUGCUGCCCGACACAAUGUCUUUUGUCAGUGCCUCUGUUUGGUCGAACGCUAUUGAUUCAAACUCCGUGGCUAGUCCGGAUGAAGACAAAAGCAAGAAGAGUAAACACUCUGGUACAGUCGUAAACAAUUCACCCGGUCCAGCUCGUCAGCAGAUUCAUAGUGCACUCUCUUCCUGUCAGGAACUCAUUCAAUCUGCGCGCAUUUUUCCCGUCCGCCAAGGUGAACCUUUUCCACCUGAUCUUCCAAAUUAUGUCACCUUAAUUUGCAAGAAUCUGUUGUUGUGUAUCAUGCACCUGUAUUUUGCACAUUUUCACCAUCUUGAACAGCUGGAGUUAGUUUCACAUUUAAACACGUUGGCGAGACAUUUCUUUGAAUUCACCACAAGGUUCUCACUCGUGGAAGACAGACAUCUCGGUCCACUGAGCAGCUUUUACCGUGUUCUCCUUGACUCUAAUCCAACGCUGAUCCAAGCCCCAGUCACUCCAGCAUCAAAUAGUACAUAA
Messenger RNA from Opisthorchis viverrini, 1080 nucleotides. RefSeq lists its product as hypothetical. Gene Ontology annotation, molecular function: protein kinase activator activity. NCBI's taxonomy places the organism in Eukaryota, Metazoa, Platyhelminthes, Trematoda, Opisthorchiida, Opisthorchiidae. The record is from RefSeq and is a predicted model, not a curated record. The coding region runs from base 13 to 1080 and encodes 355 amino acids. Gene Ontology annotation, biological process: signal transduction; positive regulation of protein phosphorylation. The transcript has a single exon. Gene Ontology annotation, cellular component: nucleus; cytoplasm.